Pungitius pungitius (ninespine stickleback) is the source of this 1244-nucleotide messenger RNA. It is a transcript of the gene kcnk7, whose product is annotated as potassium channel, subfamily K, member 7. The record is from RefSeq and is a predicted model, not a curated record. Gene Ontology annotation, cellular component: plasma membrane. The transcript is spliced from 3 exons. Gene Ontology annotation, biological process: potassium ion transmembrane transport; stabilization of membrane potential. NCBI's taxonomy places the organism in Eukaryota, Metazoa, Chordata, Actinopteri, Perciformes, Gasterosteidae. The coding region runs from base 6 to 1013 and encodes 335 amino acids. Gene Ontology annotation, molecular function: outward rectifier potassium channel activity; potassium ion leak channel activity.
CAACAAUGGCCCGGCUAGUGUCUUCUCUGCGGCUGUUGUGCCAGGUCAAUGCUUUUGCCGGCCUGGUUCUCUGCUACCUGCUCUUCCUUCUGCUGGGGGCUCUGGUGUUCACGAGCGUGGAGAAGCCAGUGGAGAAGGAGCUGAGGGCCGAGGUGGCGGAGCUGCGCCGCUCCUUCCUGCGGGAGAACCCGUGUGUCCAGGAGAGCGAGCUGCGGGAGCUGCUGGAAAGCGCUUCCUCUGCUCACCAGAGCAACGUGGCGGUCCUGAAGGCCGACGAGAGGCGAAAUGACUUCACGUCAUCGCUCUACUUUGUCAUCGUCACUCUGACCACCAUGGGUUCUGACUCUUACACCCCCAAAUCAGACGAGGCCAAGCUCUUCUGUAUCUUCUACUGCACCCUGGGGAUCCCCCUCACCCUGCUGCUCCUCACCCUCAUCUCUAACCUCCUCCUCCCGGCUGUCACCCAUGCUCCCGUCCACCACCUGCACACUUACUGGGGUCUGCCCUACUGCCGGGCCGCGCUCGUCCACGCCGGCCUCCUCUGUGUGUUGGUCCUCUCCCUCCUGUUCCUCCCCCCCUCCCUCCUGGUCUGUGCAAUGGAGCCUGGCUGGAGCUUCCUGGAUGCUCUCUUCUUCUGCUUUGUGGUCCUGAGCACCGUCGGCCAGGGAGGAAACUCUCUGGGGAGAAACUGGAGCCCUUCGGCCAAGGAGACACUCCAACUCCUCACCACGUGUUACCUGUUGGUGGGCCUGGUGGUGAUCAUUACCUUCAAGGAGACUGUCCUGCAGGUUCCCCGGGUCUCCGCGGUGAUGAGGCUCUUCUGUGGUCCGCAGUAUGCGGAACUGGAGGGUCUGCACCUCAGUGAACUGACCCUCUCUGAGGAAAGCUGUGAGGAGGAGCCUCAGUACUCCCAGUCCAUCUGCACCGUCGCCUCCACUCCACUAGAGCCGAUGGGCCCCGCUGUCACACACGGAGGCCCUCUGACCUUCAAAGUUUCAGCUUCUGACUUUUAACCGUUGUGGAAAUCUGACAUGUUUUGUCUUUGAUUACUGGAUGUCCGCUGCAUUCAUUGAUUGUGUUUGGCCUCACGGAGGCAGUAGAACUAGCCAAAAAAUACUUUAAUAUUUACAUAACAGGUCCUUUUACAGUGGGUGAACCACCACCACUUCUACAUGGUUAGUUGAUGUCUGUUGAUAAAACCAGAUGGUAUGUAGCCCUUAAAUGAGCAGGUAGCAGGUACAACA